This is a messenger RNA of Letharia columbiana, 597 nucleotides long. RefSeq lists its product as uncharacterized. The record is from RefSeq and is a predicted model, not a curated record. Gene Ontology annotation, biological process: small GTPase-mediated signal transduction. The coding region runs from base 1 to 597 and encodes 198 amino acids. The transcript has 4 exons. Gene Ontology annotation, molecular function: GTPase activity; GTP binding. Lineage: Eukaryota; Fungi; Ascomycota; Lecanoromycetes; Lecanorales; Parmeliaceae.
AUGACUCAACAACAAGGGCAGAAUGUGAUGCGAAGGAAGCUGGUAAUUAUUGGCGACGGUGCCUGCGGAAAGACAAGUCUUCUCAGUGUCUUCACCCUGGGAUAUUUUCCUACAGUGCCUACGGUAUUCGAAAAUUAUGUCACGGACUGCAGAGUAGACGGAAAAUCUGUGCAAUUAGCACUGUGGGAUACAGCAGGUCAAGAAGACUAUGAAAGAUUACGGCCUUUGGCGUAUUCGAAAGCACACGUUAUUCUGAUCGGCUUUUCCAUUGAUACACCAGACUCACUAGAUAACGUGAAACACAAGUGGGUCGAAGAAGCCAAUGAACGCUGUCCCGGAGUUCCUAUCAUCCUUGUUGGCCUGAAAAAGGACCUCCGAGAAGACCCCGUGGCUCAAGAAGAAAUGCGCAAGAAGUCACUGCAUUUCACGAGCGAGAACGAGGGAACAAAUGCGGCUCGGGAAAUAGGUGCACGGAAGUACCUGGAGUGCUCCUCUCUGACCGGCGAAGGAGUGGAUGAUGUGUUUGAAGCUGCGACUCGAGCAGCCUUGCUCACUUUCGAGAAGAGCGAAAGAGGAGGAUGUUGCGUGAUCUUAUGA